AUGUCUAAGACAUACACCCGCGCCGAGGUGGCCAAGCACACCACCGAAGACUCGCUAUGGUUCGUGAUCGACAGCAAAGUCUACGACGCAACCGACUUCGUCGACGCCCACCCCGGCGGCGAGUCCGUCCUGCGCCAGGUCGCCGGCCAAGACGCCACCGUCUCCUUCUACAACCUGCACCGCCACGAGGUCCUCUCCAAGUACGAGGACCUGUGCAUCGGCACCCUCGAGGGCGAGAAGCCCCAGGUCAUCACCCCGCAGCCCGGCGACCUCAGCACCGUCCCCUACGCCGAGCCCCUGUGGCUGACCCCGAACUACAAGAGCCCCUACUACAACGACAGCCAUCGCCGCCUGCAAAAGGCCAUGCGCAUCUUCACCGACACCCACAUCACCCCUGAAGCCCAGGCCCGCGAGGCCGACGGCAAGUACAUCAGCCAGAGCCUCGUCGACAUCAUGGCCAAGAACGGGCUGAUCCGCAUGCGCCUCGGCCCCGGCAAGCACCUGCACGGCGUAGAGCUACUGGGCGGCGCCGUCAAGGGCGAGGAGUUCGACUACUUCCACGACAUGAUAAUAGGGCAGGAAGGCGUGCGCCCCAACGCGCGCGGGUUCCAGGACGGUUUUCUGGCGGGCAUGGUGAUCGGCCUGCCGUGCGUCAUGCACUACAUGAAGGACCAGGCACGGCGAAAGGCGAUCAUGGAGGAGGUGUUCACGGGUAAGAAGUACAUGUGCCUAGCCAUCACCGAGGCCUUCGCGGGCUCCGACGUGGCGGGCCUGCGCACGACCGCGACCAAGACGCCCGACGGCAAGCACUACAUCGUCAACGGCACCAAGAAGUGGAUUACCAACGGCGUGUUCAGCGACUACUUCGUCACCGGCGUCAAGACGGACAAGGGGCUGAGCGUUCUGCUCAUCGAGCGCGGCGAGGGCAUAGAGACCAAGGCUAUCAAGACCUCGUACUCGCCCACCGCCGGCACCGCGUACAUCACCUUCGACAAUGUCAAGGUGCCUGUUGAGAACCUGCUCGGCGAGGAGAACAAGGGCAUCUACGUUAUUCUGAGCAAUUUUAACCACGAGCGAUGGACUAUGGCUUGCGGCGUAAUCCGCAACUGCCGCACCGUCGUCGAAGAAUGCCUCAAAUGGUCCCACCAGCGCCUCGUCUUCAACAAGCGUCUAAUCGAGCAGCCCGUCAUCCGGCAGAAGCUCGCCAAGAUGAUCGCGCUCUGCGAGUCGCACCAGUCCUGGCUCGAGACGCUCACCUACCAGAUGUGCCACAUGCCGUACGAGCAGCAGGCGAAGCACCUCGGCGGGCCCAUCGGCCUGCUGAAGAUGAGCGCCACGCGCGCGGCGCACGAGAUCGCCGACGAGGCUGUGCAGAUCUUUGGCGGGAGGGGGCUCACGCAGUCCGGCAUGGGACGCGUGAUCGAGAUGUUCCACCGCACGUACAAGUUCGAUGCCAUUCUUGGUGGUGCCGAGGAGGUUCUGGGCGACUUGGGCGUGCGGCAGGCGAUGCGGCAGAUGCCUAAUGCCAAGUUAUGA
This is a messenger RNA of Hypoxylon fragiforme, 1536 nucleotides long. Its product is annotated as acyl-CoA dehydrogenase NM domain-like protein. Lineage: Eukaryota; Fungi; Ascomycota; Sordariomycetes; Xylariales; Hypoxylaceae. The record is from RefSeq and is a predicted model, not a curated record. Gene Ontology annotation, molecular function: heme binding; acyl-CoA dehydrogenase activity; flavin adenine dinucleotide binding. The coding region runs from base 1 to 1536 and encodes 511 amino acids. The transcript is spliced from 2 exons.